Molecule: messenger RNA, 2494 nt
Organism: Nezara viridula (southern green stink bug)
Lineage: Eukaryota; Metazoa; Arthropoda; Insecta; Hemiptera; Pentatomidae
Source: the annotation of a GenBank genome assembly
UUUUUAGGUACAGAGUAAGAAAAGUAUGGAAAGCAAUGGUGCUGUUGAUCCAGCUUUUAAAGGAAUAUCAAGGACUUCAACUGCAUUUCUCAUAUGGAGAGUUGAGAAUUUGCAGUUGGUACCAGUACCAAAGGAACAAUAUGGUACAUUUUAUGAUGGAGAUUCGUAUAUAAUCUAUGCUGCUUCCGAGUACGGCAAACAUGGAAAUCCCAAUACAAAAUCAAGGGAAAUUAAGGGAAAUCUUGAAAUGCAUAUUCACUUUUGGUUGGGUAACAAUACUAGUCAGGACGAAAGUGCCGUAGCUGCCUUUAAAAGUGUGGAACUGGACAACUAUUUAGGAGGCAAACCUGUUCAGCACAGGGAAGUGAGGGGAAAUGAAUCUUCAAGAUUUAAGGCAUACUUUAAGAAUGGAAUAAGAAUACUACUAGGAGGAUUCGACUCUGGAUUGAAAGUUGUGAAUAACAAUUUUGAACCAAGGCUAUUCCGAGUCAAAGGAAGAAGAAGACCCCUAGUGACCCAGAUGCCAGCUGUAGCCUGGGAAUACUUCAAUUCAGGAGAUGCUUUCAUCAUCGACACAAAAGAUGUAGUUUUUGUGUGGAUUGGCAGAACUUCAAAUUCAAUGGAAAGGCUACAAGCAGCAAAGGUGGCGACUCAGUUUCGUGAUGAAAGAAAUGCCCUGUCUAUUGUUUUUGUCGAUGACGGAAAGGAAAUGGAACUACCUAGCCCAGAACAGACGCUGCUUGGAUUUUAUCUGGACCUGAGGCCACUUGCAAAAAGGGUGAUGCCAGAAGUUAAUGGUGUCGAUGAACAUGUAGAACAAGAGGUCAGAUCACAGCUGAAAUUUUACCGAUGUUCUGAUGAUGACGGAAUUUAUAAAGUUACUGAAGUAAAAACAGGAUCAUUGAGUCAAUCAGAUUUAGAUCCAAAAGACUCUUAUAUCAUUGACAAUGGUCCUUACCACAUCUGGGUUUGGAUAGGAAGAAAUGCUUCAUCAAAAGAGAGAGUCGAAGCAAUGAGGAACGCUAAUGGUUUCCUAAAAAAAAAGAAUUAUCCAGUGAGUUGCCGUGUGAGCAGGGUUGUAGAUGGCGGUGAACCUGCUGAAUUUAGAGUACUGUUUCCAAGUUGGGAAGUUAGAGAACCAGUUCAAAGCCCCAAAGCUGCAUCACCAAAAAGUCAACCAAUAGCUGUUCAGAAUCUCAGUUCCCUCGAAAGUAAUACUUCAUUGGCUGCUAAAGAACAAAUAUUAGAUAAUGGCUCUGGAAAUUUAAAAGUUUGGAGGGUUUCCAAAACAAAUCUUGUUGAAGUAGAAAAAAAUAGUAUCCUGUUUUCUUCAGAAAUAUAUUAUUUGUUAUACACAUAUCCAUACAAUGGCUCCAACAAAGAAGUAUUAUAUUAUUGGCUGGGAUCUACAUCAAAAGAAAAUGCCCAAACUCACUUAACAUUAUCUCAAGAAGACCUUGUAGCAAAAGCAAAUGUAAAGGCUCGAAUAUUACAGUGCAACCAACCUCCUCACUUUUUGGUUGCCUUCAGAGGAAAAUUAGUAAUAAUGGAUGGAGAGCACAAAGAACACAUGCCAAAAACUUAUUUACUUCAGAUAAGAGGCAAUCAAAUAUUCAACACAUUUGGGCAGCAGAAGCCUCUUGAAAGAAUGUCUCUUAAUUCAAACCAUGUAUACCUGCUUAAGACAGAAAGUGAAAGUUACUUAUGGUGUGGCAAAAGUUCAACAGGAGAUGAAAGAGAAAUGGCUAAAGGUUUAUCCCUCACAUUAGUGAAAGAAUUCUCUGUUCUAUUUGAAGGGCAAGAAAAACAAGAUUUCUGGAAAUAUUUACCUGGAAAUGAAACCUAUAGUAAUUGUUUGAGACCUGCUAUUGUACCCCUUAAGGCUCCCGCUGUGAGACUUUUCUAUUACUCAAAAUUGAAAGGUGGCUUGAAAGUUGAAGAAAUUAUGGAUUUUGCUCAAAGUGAUCUAGCACAAGAAGAUAUAUUUAUUCUGGAUGCUUUCCAUACUUUAAUGAUAUGGACUGGAAAAUAUGCUAAUAGGGAAGAAAAAAAUAAAGCCUUUGAAAUAGCACUGGAAUUUUUGAAAACUGACCCUUCAAGAAGAGAACCUAAUAUUCCAAUAAUGCAUGUAAAACAAGGAUAUGAACCCCCCACAUUUACUGGAUUUUUCACUGAAUGGGACCCUCAGAUGUGGAUGAAAGAACAAAAAUUUGAAGAACUUCGGGAGGAAAUCGAUAGACAGAAACCUUUGCUACAAGUAGAUCUGAUUGUAGCGGAUACAGUUCCUAAUUUUUAUGAAUGUGAGAAACAUCCUUUGAAUGUUCUUUUAGAAAGGGAUCCAGAUAAACUUCCUUCUGGAAUAGAUGUCCAACACAAAGAGCUUUACCUUUCAUCAGAAGAAUUUUUUGAUGUUUUUUCUAUGAAAUACUCAGAGUAUUCUGCUAUUCCGAAGUGGAAGCAAGAUUGUUUGAAGAAAAAUGUUGGCCUGUUUUGA